Molecule: messenger RNA, 1256 nt
Organism: Paramecium primaurelia
Lineage: Eukaryota; Ciliophora; Oligohymenophorea; Peniculida; Parameciidae
Source: the annotation of a GenBank genome assembly
AUGAAUAGUAAAUAUCAAAACUCAGGAUGUAAACUAAAAGAGGAUGGUCCAUCUGAUGGAUUAUAUAAUUAAUCAAAAUAAAGUGCUGAUUUUAAUGGGAACUUAGAGUUCUCAAAAAAUAAGAGUAAUUCUGUUGUCUCGUCUUUAAAUGGAAUGUCAGAACAUAUAAAUGAUGUAACGCCACCAUUUGGAAAUAAGGUUGAUUUGAAAGGAUUUUAAGCUGCUGAUUUAGAAUUAUUCCCAUUUGAACCAAAAUCAGAAAAAAACAAGUAUUAUAAAUAUAUUUACAGUCUAAGUUUUAGAUUUUUGUAUGAAUUUUGGCCUUCAUUCAAUUAAAUUUUUUGUUAUGGUAGAUUGAUGACAGGUCCAAAAGGUGAUAGAUAUCAUAAUAUGUUUACUUGGAUUAUGAUUAUUGGUAUAAGUACUUGUUUUUUUGUUAUUGUUGCUCCAUAUGUUUGGUAAAAAUUGCAUUGGCUUUAUGUUUUAAUUGUAAUUUAUUUAUUCUUAAGUACAAUACUAUUUUUAGUGUUAACUUAAGUAAUUAUAUAAAUUAUAUUUUUAAAUAGUUUUCUGAUCCAGGAAUAAUCCCAAGAAAAACUAUUUUAGAAUUAUCUGAUUAGAAUACUCAUUUUAUUAAUAAAGAAGAAGCAAAAAUAGAAGGAACUGGUGGUUGUCCAGAUAAAAGAAAAAAGAAAUAUUAAAAUUAAGAAUAAAGAGUAUGUUCAACUUGUUUAAUUGUAAAACCAUUAAGAUGUUCUCAUUGUAAAGAUUGUGGAAAUUGUGUUUAAGUAUUUGAUCAUCAUUGUCCAUUUGUAAAUAAUUGUAUAGGAUAAAGGAAUUAUCGUUUUUUUAUAGCUUUUCUUAUAUCAUUAUUAUUAUUGGCUAUAGGAGAAUUAGGAGGAUUUUUGAUUUUAUUUAUAGGAAACUUUGGAGAAGGUAUUUCAGGAAAAGAUGGCAUAUGUAAUUAUAUUUUAUAUAAAUUAAAAGUGAUUUAGAAUUAGACUAUUUUAGUAAUAGUGUUAUUUGCAUUAGGAAUUCCAACAAUAUUAUUGACAUUAUGUAUUUUAGUGUUUGUUUGUUUCCAUAUUUGUUUGGCUUACAAUGGUAAAACUACAAAAGAAUAACUUUAAAAAAAGAAGAUAACUAGUAAAGGUACUAUCCCAUCUACUGUAUGGUGUGAUAAAGCCAAAUCAUUAUUUAAUCUACGUCAAAAAAUUCAUAUUUCUAAACUUUAAAAAUUUUAGAUAGUUGCAUGA